Messenger RNA from Sclerotinia sclerotiorum 1980 UF-70, 348 nucleotides. RefSeq lists its product with no specific name. The record is from RefSeq and is a predicted model, not a curated record. Bases 1 to 348 code for a protein of 115 amino acids. NCBI's taxonomy places the organism in Eukaryota, Fungi, Ascomycota, Leotiomycetes, Helotiales, Sclerotiniaceae. The transcript is spliced from 5 exons.
AUGGAGAGCAUGACCUAUGCAAGAAUCAUGAUCACUUGUACGGAGUACGGUGGUAGAAAAGUGGAUUAUCAUAAUGUUAAAGCUAUCCACUACUGCAAUCCGAAUAAUGAGAGUUAUGAAGCUCAAUCUCAUUCUAUGCAGGGAGCGGCUGCCUGCAGAGAACUAGAUCGUUCUUCGCGAUACUGCGUACCUAGUUAUGGGAUGUUGACUGCAAGGGCUGAACCUUUCGAGCAGAUCCACAAACCAGAUAAUUGUCUGCUAGCUAUUGACACCCUACGCUUCCGCACCACCCUGCCCCGCAUAUACGCGACAAAGCGCCGUUGUAAUAUCAAAAUGAAUUUCCCAUAA